This is a messenger RNA of Hemicordylus capensis (graceful crag lizard), 10059 nucleotides long. RefSeq names its product protein phosphatase 2 regulatory subunit B''alpha (gene PPP2R3A). Gene Ontology annotation, biological process: protein dephosphorylation. Gene Ontology annotation, cellular component: protein phosphatase type 2A complex. Gene Ontology annotation, molecular function: protein phosphatase regulator activity; calcium ion binding. NCBI's taxonomy places the organism in Eukaryota, Metazoa, Chordata, Lepidosauria, Squamata, Cordylidae. The coding region runs from base 967 to 4365 and encodes 1132 amino acids. The transcript has 14 exons. The record is from RefSeq and is a predicted model, not a curated record.
GCGUAGGAGACAAGGGCUCGGUGGUUGUCCUUGGCAAGGUCUUGACACCCUCCUGCGUCCAGCCGCCGCCUGGGGCUUAAGGCACCGGCAGUCACGGGACGGCGGCUGAACCGAGUUCCAGGCGGGAGCCGCGAAGGCUGGCCCUGAAAUGAAAGGCUCCCGCCUGUGUAUUGCUGCACCCGCGGCCCGGCCCUCUCUUGGCAGGGAACCGCCGCCGCCGCCGCCUUUGCCUUGCUCUCCUCCCCUCCCUCCCCAUUCCCACUUCAGCAGCGCGCUCUGUGGGCGCCCCCUUCGUUGUGCGGAAGGGACAGGAAAAGAGGCAGCGCCUCCUUCAGCUUAGAGGGUGGAGGAGGAGGAGGAGGAGGAGGAGAGUCGGCUCUGAAGAGCGCCCCAGGAUGGGAGAGGGAGUCCCCUCGGCGGCGGGUAUCUUCCUCAUCAAUGGCACAACUGGGUCAUCCAAUUAUCCUACAAACGUUUUGCUUCUACAUAACAUCUGAAACUCAAAGCAGCAAAUCAAGACAAAGUAUUCAAGAGAGAACUAUUCCUUCCUUUUUCUUCAAGUGGACAGAAAUUCUACAAUUCUACCUCCAACAUUUAUUUAGAUUGAAAGAAGGGGGCAAUAUUUCAUCUAUAUGGUAUUCUUGAUGCAGAAUACAACAAUUCAGUAUUUCAAUGAAUAAAUCAAACGUAACCAGUGUACCUUAACUAAGCCAUGCACAUUGCACUGGUCAUGUUAACUUUCUCACAGAUACUUGCCCUAGUCCUGUUGACUGUGGAAUUUUGACAAUGGAUUGCUUUCCCUACAUUGUGAAUUUUUUUUGGUUAACAGAAUCACCCUGGAAUUUAGGAGUGUGUGCAUGAUGCAUAUGUUUGUGAAUAAGUUGUUAAAUAGAAAAGUAGUCUGAUUUGAAAGGGUAAUGUGAUUUUUGUCUUAGUUCAUAGUGUAGCCAUUUAAAAAUUCAUAUUAUGGCUGCAACCUAUAGCCGUGUAGUAACAUCAGUGAAUUGUUACAACAGUGUUGUAAUAGAUCGCCGACUUCAGCAUGUUGUGCAUUACUGUACUGGGGCAUGUCGAAUAUUCAAGCAAGGAGUUAGGUGCAUAGUGGCCCACCACAGUAUUUGUGCAGAGCUAAUUAAGGUUCCUACACAAAACCUCAGAAGUUCAGAUCUGACCCAUAGACUUUCAAUGCCAGAACAUUCCCUUGCUUUGACUGGGGAUGAAGAUUAUCACCAAAUUCUCCCUAGUAAUCCAAGGCUCAAAAAGGGGUCUUUGGUUCAAAGCACUGGAAGUCUGAAAGAUAUCACUGGAGAAGCCAUAAAUCUUGCUAGUGGGAAAAUAAAAGAAUUCUCAUUUGAAAAACUGAGACACUCGCCUAGUCAAGUGACCUACAGAAAGGGAAGAAAAGUUAAGUCAGAUCCAUUUAACAGAAGGUCACUAGAUUUUGACUUGAUCUAUGGACAUUUCAGCAAUGAUGAAAAUUCUCCCCCUUCCUUUGGGCCAUCACAUAAUUCCUUACCUGAGGAGAAAUGGCAGGUCAGCAGCACUUCAGUAGAGGGAAAUUUGCAUUCUACAAUUCCUUUACCUAUACAAACUUUCUCUGAGGAUAGUUUUAUCUCACAGAUUUUGGAAAAGCACAAGCUGGAUGGUUCUUCCAGUGGAGAUAUUAAGAUGUGCUUGGACAUCUUGCUUAAAUGCUCAGAGGACUUGAAGAAAUGUACAGAUAUUAUCAAGCAGUGCAUCAGGAAGAAAUCUUCAGGUGGAGUCAGUGGAGGAAACGGUAAUGAUACCUUAGCCAAUUCUGAAAUGAUCUAUAUGAAUUUAAUGACAAGGUUUUCUUCCUACCUUAAAAAACUGCCAUUUGAAUUCAGACAGCCUGGGCUCACUGAACCUGGUGACAUGGUUGAACUGAUUAACAGUCUGUCUGCUUUGCAGCAGUCAAAUUUCCCCCCAAUAUUUGGCAAUGAACAACCACCUAGAUAUGAAGAUGUUGUACGCUACUCAUCUUCCAUAACAAGGCAGCCUCGCACUACAGACUUGCGAAGUAGCCAGAAUAGCACUGAUACAACUGUUUCAGAAAAACCUGCCCAAAUCCCAGCUGUAGAUUUUUCCUCAAAUGCUUCACAUGUUAACCAUCAGGAGGACAACUUAGGAUCUAGAAAUAAUGCUUGUGCACUACCUCAAUUACUAUCUGUAAAGCCGCCGGAUUGCAUUUCUCCCACAGAAACUCUGUACAUUGUAGAAGAAUCAGAUAGGGGAAAUGUAUUAGGCAAUUUAACAAUCACUAAGAAUAGAGGAAGUUGGGAGAAUGUAGAGAACAGCCAGCAAAGAGCUGAAAGGGCAGAAGAUGCUGUAGACUCUUUGAAAACAUUGUCUGUUGUAAUGCAGCCUGUAACACCGACCCAAACCUCCACCCACACAACUUCUGUCAGUCAAGGUUUUGAUUCUACUGUUCAAGUCUCCAAAGAAGAAACCAGAAAAAAUAAUCAAGAAGAGAUAGACAAACUUCUAUUGGACUUGGAGCACUUUUCACAGAAAAUGGAAAGUACUCUGAGAGAGACUACCAAUAAAGAAAAUGAUCCUGCAUGUUUGAAAGAUAUUAGUCGGUCUCUGACUCUUGAAAACAAGAGUAAAGCCUAUUCAUCUGCAGACAAAAGUGCUUCUUCUUCUUUAUCAAAACUCAUAGAAACCAAUGGUCAUAAAAUGGAAGAAGAUGACAAAACUCUGUUAUUGCGUAUCUUGGAGAGUAUUGAAGAUUUUGCCCAGGAACUAGUAGAAUUCCGAAUGGGCAAAGGAAGCUUAUCAAAAGAGAAAGAAGUGAUGCACAUUCUUCAGGAAACAUUGGCCACUCCGUCCAUCACUGCUGUCCAACAGAGCUGCAUAGGUGCCGUAGCCAAAGAAUCUGGCCCAGCACUAAUUCAACAGACACCAGAGGUUAUCAAGGUCCAAAAUAAACAAGAGAAGAAACCUGUGACUCCAUCCCCAGCUCCUACAGAUUUGACAGUCAGCCCGCAGUUGCUUCUGCCUGUGAAUAAAGUAAUUGUUGGUGCCCCUUUGUCCAUAAACAUUCCACGUUUCUACUUCCCCAGUGGACUUCCUAAUGUCUGCAACAAUCAUGAGGAGACCAUUGCCAAGAUUGAGGCAAUCUUUUCAGAGUUUGACGAUGAGAAAGCCACAAUUAAUGAAAUGGGGAAAAUUUCAAAGAUAUGUUGCUGCCCUCUAUACUGGAAAGCUCCCAUGUUCAAUGCAUCAGGAGGGGAACGGACAGGAUUUGUAUCUGUACAUUCAUUUGUGGCUAUGUGGAGAAAGAUAUUACACAACUGCCACGAUGAUGCAUCAAAGUUCAUUUGCCUUUUAGCAAAACCCAACUAUAACUAUUUGGAACAGGAAGAUUUCAUCCCAUUACUGCAGGAUGUAGUAGAAACUCACCCAGGACUGACAUUUCUAAAGGAUGCUCCAGAAUUCCAUUCCCGCUACAUUACUACGGUUAUUCAAAGAAUAUUUUAUACGGUCAAUAGAUCCUGGUCUGGGAAAAUAUCUCUAACAGAGUUGAGGAAAAGUAACUUUCUGCAAACUUUAGCCCUCUUAGAAGAAGAGGAAGACAUAAAUCAAAUCACUGAUUAUUUUUCCUAUGAGCACUUCUAUGUCAUUUACUGUAAAUUCUGGGAAUUGGACACUGACCACGACCUCUACAUCAACCAGAAAGAUCUGGCUAGAUACAAUGAUCAAGCUCUAUCAGUCAGGAUUAUAGAGAGAAUAUUCACUGGAGCUGUGCUUCGAGGAAUUCAAGUACAUCAAGAGAACCAGAUGAGCUAUGCAGACUUUGUAUGGCUUUUGAUCUCUGAAGAAGACAAAAGAAGCCCCACAAGUAUUGAAUACUGGUUCCGGUGCAUGGACUUGGAUGGGGAUGGCAUGCUUUCCAUGUAUGAACUGGAGUAUUUUUAUGAAGAACAGUGUGAGAGGAUGGAAUCCAUGGGCAUUGAGCCAUUGCCAUUCCAUGAUUUAUUGUGCCAAAUGCUUGAUCUAGUAAAGCCAGAGUGUGAGGGAAGGGUAACACUGCGAGACUUGAAGAGAUGCCGAAUGGCUCAUGUAUUUUACAACACUUUCUUUAACCUGGAGAAGUACCUCGACAAUGAACAACGGGAUCCAUUUGCUGUGCAAAAGGAUGUUGAGAAUGAUGGCCCUGAACCUUCUGACUGGGACAGAUAUGCUGCUGAGGAGUAUGAAAUCCUAGUUGCUGAAGAGUCUGGCACUGAACAGUUACAAGAAGGAUCCUUUGAUGAUGACUAUGAAACAGAUGAACUUUUAUCUCCACCUGAAAUUGGAGAAAAGUCAGACAAAUUAGUUAUCUCAGAUAUUUCAGCAUAAAAUAUGUAUUAGAUGUGUCACUAAGUCACUUCUUAUAUUUCACAAAUUACUUAAUUUUUGUUCUGUAAUGCCACAACCAACAUUUAAUACAACACAUUUUUUAAAAAAAAAAUUAACAUGCUUCUGCAGUAUGGUAAUUUCCAGAAAUGAUUAUGCUGAUGUAUGUGGCAGUAUGUUUGUGCAGAUAUGUUUAGAAACUAAGCAAAGAAGAAAGGCUGCACCUCACAACAAAGCACAAAAAUGCACCACAAGUUAAAGAAAAUGAAGAAUGUAAAACAAUUUCAAGACAUUCUUUGUUUUCCCUCAUUAUAGAUUAUUUUCCCUCCUUUGUAAAGUUAGAAACUAUACCUUCAAUUUUUAAAAAUGUUACAUAAUUGUGCAGUGACAUACAUUUUGAUGAAUAUGAAAGCCACACUACAUGCUGUUUCCAGAAGUAUUUCCAGGUUGCUUCAGCACUCUAAGUAUCACAAAAUAAACCCCAAUGAGAGUUUAUCAAAUUAGUAUGGUUUCAGAGAUUGUCUUGAGAAUUUGUUUCAAUCCAGUUUAAAUUUCUUGAUUUUCAACAGCUUAAUUGUUGAAAGACCAUCUGCUUGGUUUUCACUGCCGCUCUUCAUGGCAGAAACCUUCCCUUUCCCUUAAGGCUUCCCUGCAUAGUCAAAAUGAGCAGUAAACUCAUGCUGCAUGUUCAGCUUUAGUGAGUGCAAUAUUCCUAAGAUGUCUUUAGAAAGACAGUGGCACUAUAUCUUAUCCCCAGAUAACCAAGCAGAUGCUUCAGGGAAUAAUCCCAGAGUACUGCUGUAAAAGAUAGCAUAGUUCUUCCUUUUAGCAAAACUGUUGUUCGCCUUCCUUUUAGUUUAGAAAAUAGCUGUAUGAAAACUUUAGUGCUGGAAGAAAUAGGUUAUGUAGUCUUCCCAAACCUAUAGGGCAGCAAACUUUACUAGACAAGAUCAGAAGACUGCAGUGAAAUUUGACUAGAUUUUCCCCAAGCCUUGCCAGUAGUCCUUAAAACACACACACACACACACACACACACACACCCCUAAAUGAUCUAAUUUGUACAACAGGGAAACAUAAAACAUGGUUUAACAUGUUCUUAAAAUGUCACAUAAUAGCCAAGGGUGGAUGCAGGUUGUGAUGAGAAUUGUGUUGUGUAACCCCCUUGCUUCCCCAAUGCCUAGGCUAUUAUAUGACAUUUAAAAAUGUUUUAGAAUACAAGUAAUAUCCAACAGGCACCCAUGAAAUUUGCACAGCAGCAUUAUACAUUAUAAUCACAAAACCAAUGUAUUCUUAUUUUGGAGAAGCAGCAAUUUUUUCAUGUGACAAAAUAGUGCCAUUUGAGUGCUGGGAAAAGGUGAUCUCCCCACACAACAGAACUUUAGCAUUGAGGGAAGAUAUGUAGCUUAUGUAUUACGGAUCAGAAACAAUUGCACAUUUAUAACGCAAAAACAAAUGAUCAUGUGCAAAGGUCCUUUUGUAUAGUACUGUGAACCUACUCUACUUAAUGGAUAACAUUUACAAAGACAUCUGGUACCCAACACUAAACAUUUGCACUGAUAUACCUGCCCCCAAAUGAUGAUGCAUGUCCUUACAAUGCUACCACACAAUCAUGCUAGGAUACUAAUGUUCUGAUGUGACUACUGGUAUACUUCUCCCUAUUCUCAGCACAUGCAUGCAGGCAAAGCAGAUUUUAGGAUUAGGUACUAAACUCCUUUGAAAUCUAGUAAGACUUGAAUCCUGAUCUUCAAAGCAUUGCCUUGGUUCAGACCCCUUUAAUAUGUAUGUAGUUUGCACAGGCAGAACGGUUUUACGGUCUAGCUCUGGAUUCUUAAGUCUCCACCUUGCUUUUGAAAAUGUUGGUUCUCUUAAAAUUCCACAAACAAAAAUUGUUAAAAUGAUGUUAUUUAUCUUGUAUUGAAUUAUGGGAAAUACAUUACUGAAUUUAUGUAUAAACUUAAUUAUACAUUAUUUUUAUAUAUAUAUACAUUAAAUAUUUAAAUUGCCAACAUACACAAUUUAACUCUGAGGGCUAAAUUUGCACCAGGGCUCAGCUCCAGAAUCUAUUUUCAGUGUCAGGGUUCAAGCCCUGAACUAUGUGCAAGGGAAGAAGGGAAAGUAUCUUAGCAUAUGCAAAGUGCCUUUCCCACACUGCUUCUUAGUAAUCCCAGCAUAACACUACACAUCUUGAAUUAAAGGGGGAAAUGCUUUCUAAUCAGAGACUGUGACUUUUAGGCAAGCUUCAAUCUCAGCACCACUUUCUUUAGAAGUUAAUUACUGUCCUAUUGUGAUGCUCACUAUAAGAACUACUACUGUACUCAUAUUUAACACUGGUGAAUUCUUUAUAGCAUAUUCACCCUCCAAGUGUUACUAAAACAGGGAAAACUUGAAAAUAGGGACAAUUAUAAGACUCCUAUGAAAGCUAAAUAUAACUUAAUUCCAGGACACACAAUAUAAAUUUAAAAAAACUCUAUAACAGAAUGGAAAUGUAUGUUUGAGGCAAUAAUAAACAUGCUUUCUAGCAGGAAAAAAAGCCAUAUCAUCUCCAUCUAAAUGGAGCUUAGAUAAAGCUUAGAAUCAGAGGCUGAAUGCAAAGCAAACACUACAAUGUUGUUACAGCUAAACAAAAUCUACUGCAUGUAAGUGAAAAAUAGUAUGGAGCAAUCCUUUCAUCUGUGAUUGCAUAAAAGGCACAAUAAGCGGGUUUAUCACUUUUAAAAAGCUGUUUACAAAUUAUUCUGGAAGACAAGAUAUUUAGGUUCCCAUGUUAUGUACACCAUUUUAUUAUCUAAAAAUAUUUUUUACACAUGGAUUAUUUGUAUUUGCAUGAAUUUUCAUGAAAGAAGCACACACACAUGCGUGCGUGCGUGCACACACACACACACACACACUUUCAUGAAAAAAAAUCAAAUUUUGUGUAUAUAGAAAAUCAUGGGAGCCAUGGAGGCUCUCAUAACCCUAUCCUCAAGUUGCUAGAAACAUGAUUAGUCUUUAUCAUGUCUUAAACUGGAUUUUUAUUACAGAGCAUUUGUGCCAGCUUUUAAUUUCUCUAAUAAGGAUCUAAGAUUUUAUCAGUAAGCUGGACUCUACAGAGUAAUCAAUAGUGCAUCAGCUGGUUUUAGUUAUUUGAGAAGAGACCUGUUCAUUACGUGUUAGAGUAAACUUUGGACAAAAUAGUUGACAAAACAACCAAAGAGGUGGUGGUUUGGGUUUUGUUUUUGUUUUUCUAGUAAAAAUGACAUGCAUAUGUCACCUUUUAAAAAAAAUUCUGAUUAAAAAUAUUUUAACUUAACACUGCUCAGCCCAGAUCCAAGUGGUUUUUAACAAGCACCCUCAGUGCUCAGCCUAUGGGAUACAGCUGUGUCUAAAUGUUAGAUUGUGUCCAUCUUGCCCAGCACAUGCAAGGCUCUAGCUUGGGUCCACUCUUGAAAACCUCACUGUGCUCCCAUUAAACAGUUCCCAACUGGAACAGUAAAUUGUAAAAAAAAAAAAUUAUCUCCACCACCAUGCAUUAUGGGUGAAGAUUUGCUCAUGAAUACAAAUCCAACACCAUAAAAACACACACACACAAACUUUGCUCAAAGCUCUUGCCAUAACUUGAAGCUCCCAUACCAUUGCUAAUUCAUUAAAUAGCAAUUCCUGCUACACUAGUGUCUUGAUCACAUGCAGUAAACUUCUUUAGCUCAUCCUAAACAUAAAUUAUAUUUAAUUUAAAUCUGAAUAGAUAAUGGUAAUCAAAUUGCCAUACUUGCCUUACUUGUUAUCAGAUACAAGUAAGGGCCAUUAUUAGCAGCAUUACACUUCAGGCCAAUGGUGUCAAUGGGCAGCUAACCCCAGUGAAUCGUUUUAUGAGUGGCACUUAAUUAGGUUAAUUAAUUAAUUAAUUAGUGGCCAUUAAUUUCAUACUACAUUUGACAAGGAAUGAUGUAUUGAGAAGUUGCUUAUAUGAAAUCUUGCAUUAGAACUCACUGGAGGGAGAAAUGAGUAUUCUGUACUGUAAAAAAGUUCUUAUGAGGUAUUUCAUACUUCUUUUACAUGAUCCCCACUGCACAUUACGGUCAUCUGCGGAGGUCCGUCUCCAUUACCACCGGUUCGUUUGGUGGCGACUCAGAGGCGGGCCUUCUCUGUAGCUGCUUCCGGGCUGUGGAAUGCACUCCCAACAGAAAUUUGCAAUCUUAAUUCCUUACUGACCUUCAAAAGAGCCCUUAAAACCCAUCUGUUUGGCCUGGCCUUUUAGGGUUUUUAAUUAGUUUUAAUUGUUUUAAUGUUAACCUGGUUUUCAGGGUUUUAAUUGUUCUGAUAGUUUAAUUGUUUUUAAAGAUGUUUUUUAAUUGGUGUUCAUAUUUAUAUUUGUUUUAAUUGUUAUUGGUUUUAAUGGUUUCUGUUUUUAAUUGUAAACCACCCUGAGCCAUUUCAGAAGGGCAGUAUAAAAACUGAAUAAAUUAAAUAAAUAAAUAAACAAACAAACAAACAAAUAAAUUUCAGCCUCACUGAAGCACACCUAGGAGCCAGACUCCUUAUAUUUCCCCCCAGUUAUGCUAUGCACCAUUAGUACAGCUUUUGACUUUUUUCCUGCAAAAUACCUUGUUUAAUAGGAACAUGGGAAGCUGCCUUAUACCAAGUCAAAACAUUGGUCCAUCUAGCCCAGUAUUGUCUACACAGACUGGCAACGGCUUCUCCAAAGUUGCAGGCAGGAGUCUCUCUCAGCCCUCUGUUGGAGAUGCCAGGGAGGGAACUUGGAACCUUCUGCAUGCAAGCAUGCAGAUGCUCCUCCCAGAGCGGCCCCAUCCCCUAAGAGGAAUAUCUUACAGUGCUCAUGUCUCCCAUUCAAAUGAAAACCAGAGUGGACCCUGCUUAGCAAAGGGGACAAUGCAUGCUUGCUACCACAAGACCAGCUCUAUACCCAAAGAUGUUUUUAGCCAAAUUUUACAAGUUUAUCUUCUCUUUCAUGCUGUAUAUCAGUUUUCGUGUCUGAAAAGUAGAAACAAUUCCACCUACCUCAUAAGAAAGGGGUUAAGAUAAUUCAGUUUGUUAUAGUGCAAAAAUUCCUUUCAAGAAAGGGCUCAAGCAAUACUUUAUUAGUGAUGCAUGUCUUUGUAAGCCAAUGGGGACAGAAAUCUGUUUUCCACUCAUUCAAAGUGGGAUGAGAGAGACAGAGUUUGGAAAACUGUAUAUUGUAAUUUGUAUCAAGUUUCUACCCAGUGUUCUUUCUGAAGGUGUAACAGUAACAGAUUUUGUAACAAAAUUUUCUACUUUAUUUGGGCUGCCACUAAGAGGCAGUAUUGCGUGAAAGACACACAGCUGAGCUGAAUUCCAAGGAGUAUUUGAUGAGUGAAUUUUUGUAGAAUUUUACAUAACUUAACCGUCUGGAUUUAACAUAAAAGCUGUUCCCAGAGAGUUCCAAGGCACCUUGUGUUUAGCUUCAAGUCACAGUAUGUUAAGACUAUGCAAAAAUGAGCUUUAAUUAUGAGUACAAGAUACUAAGAAUUAAACAAUUUGGAGCAUCACUUGUAAUUAAUGUUUUUUCAUACAUUUUAACUUGCUUUGUUAUAUCAUGUGUUAAGAUGUGCAGAAAUAAGAUGUACAAAAAAUUGUGAAACUUGAUGGAAGCAGUUCAAAGAUAACUUGUGCUAGGCAUGGCUUUGCCUUAGCUAUUUUACUUUGUAAUUUCCUUUUUGCAAUUAAACAUUUUUGAAAGUA